This is a messenger RNA of Piliocolobus tephrosceles (Ugandan red Colobus), 1395 nucleotides long. RefSeq names its product MIF4G domain containing (gene MIF4GD). Gene Ontology annotation, biological process: regulation of translational initiation. The record is from RefSeq and is a predicted model, not a curated record. Gene Ontology annotation, molecular function: translation activator activity; RNA binding; protein binding. Bases 217 to 885 code for a protein of 222 amino acids. The transcript has 6 exons. Lineage: Eukaryota; Metazoa; Chordata; Mammalia; Primates; Cercopithecidae. Gene Ontology annotation, cellular component: cytosol.
CCGCCCCUCCCGCCCGCGGGAUCCUGGGCCGUGGGCUACGCAGUCCGCCCUGUGCUGCCGGGAGGGGCGUUCCGGGCACGGGGGGAGCGGUCGAGGGCUGGAGACCCUAAAGGUGCCUCCUAUGGCCAGAGGGGAGCCUCCGGCGGGAGGCUCCUGCCACCGCCCCGUGCUGUCCUUAGUCCUAGCCCAGUCAAGAGCUACCAGGGCUGGCUAGUCAUGGGGGAGCCCAGUAGAGAGGAGUAUAAAAUCCAGUCCUUUGAUGCAGAGACCCAGCAGCUGCUGAAGACAGCACUCAAAGAUCCGGGUGCUGUGGACUUGGAGAAAGUGGCCAAUGUCAUUGUGGACCAUUCUCUGCAGGACUGUGUGUUCAGCAAGGAAGCGGGACGCAUGUGCUACGCCAUCAUUCAGGCAGAGAGUAAACAAGCAGGCCAGAGUGUCUUCCGGCGUGGACUCCUCAACCGGCUGCAGCAGGAGUACCAGGCUCGGGAGCAGCUGCGAGCACGCUCCCUGCAGGGCUGGGUCUGCUAUGUCACCUUUAUCUGCAACAUCUUUGACUACCUGAGGGUGAACAACAUGCCCAUGAUGGCCCUGGUGAACCCUGUCUAUGACUGCCUCUUCCGGCUGGCCCAGCCAGACAGUUUGAGCAAGGAGGAGGAGGUGGACUGUUUGGUGCUGCAGCUGCACCGGGUCGGGGAGCAGCUGGAGAAAAUGAAUGGGCAGCGUAUGGAUGAGCUCUUUGUGCUGAUCCGGGAUGGCUUCCUGCUCCCAACUGGCCUCAGCUCCCUGGCCCAGCUGCUGCUGCUGGAGAUCAUUGAGUUCCGGGCGGCCGGCUGGAAGACGACGCCAGCUGCUCACAAGUAUUACUACAGCGAAGUCUCUGACUAGGCCUCCAGAUCAGGGCUUCCUCGCCAGCGCUGGCCUUUCUUCUACACAUCUCUGAAACUGGCAGUGGAGUCUCUGCCUCACCCAAAGACUUUUCCCUUCCAGACUUUGAGCGUCUUCCCUUCUAGACUUUCCCAUCUCCUGGUGAGAUGUUUCCCACUUACGCCAUGGUCCUGCCCUGAGCCCCUUUCCCCACCACCUUCCCACCAGGGCCAGGCAGAGAAGAACAACUCCUAAGACCCACUGCAGUGUGUAACCAUUAGUGCAGCUACUACCUUGGUGCCUCAGUUUACCCAUCUGUAAAAUGGGUAAGCAUAGCCAUUGGGAUGCUUUGGGAUGUCAAGGGGCGGAGGCAGAGCACAAGUCACACCAGAAACUGCUUUUUAUACAUUUUGUACAAGGACAACUCUGGAAGCAAGCCUAUUUCCUCCAGCCAGUUUCAAUGAAUGCUGCACCACAUGCUACACCAGUUCAGCAUGAGAAUUUUCUAAUAAAUCUUUUCUAAUACUAAAA